This is a messenger RNA of Xiphias gladius (swordfish), 5422 nucleotides long. Its product is annotated as chromobox protein homolog 2-like. NCBI's taxonomy places the organism in Eukaryota, Metazoa, Chordata, Actinopteri, Istiophoriformes, Xiphiidae. The record is from RefSeq and is a predicted model, not a curated record. Gene Ontology annotation, biological process: negative regulation of transcription by RNA polymerase II. Gene Ontology annotation, cellular component: PRC1 complex; heterochromatin. The transcript is spliced from 5 exons.
GCCCAUCCGCGAACAUACUGUGAUCAUGUAGGCUGUGCAAUUAUUUCAUUUUUCAUCCCCGAGUUCGGGAGCUACCUGUGCGGCCAGCGCGUUGUCGCUUUAUCGCGGCCGCGGUUACAAUCAUGCGCCUCGGAGGGACGUACGGCGGCCGCGCGGGGUCAAAAGCGCGUCGCUGCCCGUGCGGAGGGGCUGCCGUAGUAAUGGAGGGGGUCACAGUCGGCCAGGUAUUUGACGCGGAAUGCAUCCUCAGCAAACGGCCGAGAAAGGGGAAGUUUGAAUAUCUGGUGAAGUGGAGGGGGUGGUCGUCUAAGCACAACAGUUGGGAGCCAGAAGAAAACAUUUUGGACCCGAGGUUACUGGCAGCGUUUCACAAAAGGGAACAAGAGCGGGAGCUUCUGUUCCAGAAGAAAGGAAAGAGGCCCAGAGGACGUCCACGAAAGAUUCUGGUGAUUCUACCUGAGCCCAGCCCGCCAUAAAAAACGCACCUCUGCUCCUCGUCGUCCUCUUCCUCCGGCCUCUCGUCGUCGGCCUCCUCCUCUUCCUCAGAAGAUGAAGAUGAAGACACGAAGAAGGUGAAGCCUGGCCCUCGUGUCCACCCCGCCCCCCAGAAGAGGCCCCAGAUCAUGCUGGCCAAACCCGAUCCCCCCCGCAAGAAGAAGCGUGGGAGGAAGCCGCUCCACCCCGACCUGAGAGCUUUAAGACAGGCGAAGAGCAGACCUCCUCCUCCUCCUCCUCCUCUUCCUGCCCCUCCGCGCCACCACCAGGCGCUCAGACCGCCCAGAGACGAGCCGCGGCCUGGGGUGAAGAAGCCUCUGCAGCCAGCCAGCUUCACCUACACCGGGCUGAGCAGGACCUCCAGAGAAGAGGCCGCAUCCGCCUCCCAGACCCCCAACAGCUCCUUCUCCCAGAUGGCCGCCUCCAAAUCCGGAUCCCUCAGCUGCAUUUGGACCAACCGCUCUCUGUCCACCUCCUCUCCAUCUUCCGGUUCCUCUUCCUCCCACAACAAAGCCAGUCCUUCACCACAAAGUAAGAACUCUGUGUCCGAGCUGAAGCGCUCCUUGUCAGAAUCGGGCAGCAGAGGAGACGGGUUCAAAGUGUCUCCUCUGAAACAAAGUGGCGGUUCGGGGUCACUGGGUCUGCACAGCAGCUUCGGGGGAGGACAGGCGGCGGCCCAGCGCUCCCAGCUGGGCCAGAGGAGGCAGGAGGGCAUUGGAGGCCAGAGCGGCUUGGCUCAACACAAGCAGCAGAGCUCCGGCCUUUCCAAGCCGUCGUCACUGUCCUCGCCCUCGCCUCGAGACCGAGCCAACCAGGCGCUGAGCCUCCGAGCCCUCAACCUGCAGAGCGUCAGCAAGCUGCCGGCCGACAGCGGCCUUCAGGGAAACAACUCAAGCGGCGCUGUAGCCGCGGCGUCGAGGUCGAGCUUAAGGAGCGGCGGCGGCAUCGUGGUGAAAGGAGGAGUGGGGAGUUUCAAAGAGACUCGAACAUCAGCUGGAGGACAGCGCUCCGGUCUGACCGCAGGCGGCGCGGCAGAGCAGGGCAGGGGGAAGGAGAUGCUGGCGGGAGGCAGCUCCGGCCGAGGGAACAGCGGCGGGAGGCAGGAGGAGAGGAAACACGGGCUGAACCCCCAGAACCGGAGCCUGAACGAGCUCAGCACCGGAGACUCUGACGAGACAAGCAGCAGCGAAUCGGAGCCCGAGGCCGCCCUGUAUCCCAACAACAGCCGGCCCAGCCUCGGCAACAACGCCACCGAGUCGGACACGGAAACAGACUGGCGGCCGACCCGGAACCUUCUGGAGCACGUGUUCGUCACCGACGUCACGGCCAACUUCAUCACGGUGACGGUGAAGGAGUCUCCGACCAGCGUGGGAUUCUUCAAUUCACGGAAUCACUGAGGGACGUCUCUGAUGAUGCCUCGGUCCGCAGGGCUAAGCUGGACCCGACCCUCUUCCAACACUCUUCCUACAACAGCUCUCAGGGUUCCUACACCACUCUGGAAGUUUAUCUACCCACAACUCAGUCCUUCACAGAUCUUUUUACACUCAGAAAUGCACAAAGUGUUUGGGAAGAACAUUGUGCUGUCCAAACAGACGAGACAGUUUCUGUGGUUUCAAUAAUCCGGUGACGUUACGUCGCAGAAGUUGCAGAAAGACGCGAAACACGGCGGGGAGCUCACACUGAAUAUGGAAUUCCUUUGGUCAAGUAUUUGUUGCAACAUGGUAGGAACCCUGAUGUUUAGACCCCGUUUACACCCGAUAGUAAAAUGCAGUCUGUGUCUGCAGAAGGAAAACUAAGAAUUCAAGGUGUGAAGGCUCAGAGCGGUGGAUUUGGAUCACUGUCAAAAAUCAGCCCGUUGGAAAGUUUCCCAUUCAUUCACUGCAAAAACCGUCCUAGUAAAAGUCCCAAGAGUCGACCUAAUCCACCUCGAACCACCGAGUCUGCAACAUUAAAUCGUUUCCUCUCGCUCGCUUUUGACAACAAAAUCCAACCACCGUACUUGCAACCCACGCACAAGCAUGCGAGAGCCCUGCAGGACUCUCAAAAUCAUCUGCAGUUUGCAAACGAAAAUCAUAUCUGAAACGUGACGUGAAACAACGCCCCGAUUUCAGGCCGGAGCCGGCACUCACGCGGUGCACAGGGAAAGGCAACCUGACGUAGGAUAAAGUGUCAACGUAGCAGCCGAAAACAGCCACGGGUUAGAGAACGCCACGCACUGCCGGUCGGGCCGGAAGCUCUUCAAAAAGAGCUCACUCUGGCUCCGUGAAGGUGGACAAAAACCAGCCCAGGACUUAGGAGAAGUUCUGGUUCGGGUGUUAUUUUGGUAGAUUUGUCUAGAGCUGCAACCAUUUGUCGUUCAGUAGGUCGACAGAAUAUUAAUUAUUUUUUAUAAUCGACUAAAUGUUUAAGUUAUUCUUUAAGUAAAAAUGCCAAAAACUCUCUGGUUUCGGUUUCUCCAUUGUCUCCGUUUUCAGUUUUUGGUUGUUGAUCGGGGACUGCGAUGGACAUUUUUAACCGUUUGCUGACAAACAAUUAAUCAAGAAGAAAAUUGGUAGAUUAAUUCAUUAAAAUAAGUUAGUUGCGGCCCUAGUUUUUUACCUUUUUAUACCUAUGAGAAAUCAAAAUCUAACUUACAAAAUAAGACCCAGGUUAUGAGAUGGAAUCUUCCUGAAAUCUUGGAUAAAUAUUAAAGUAAAAACUUCCGGUUUCAUGCAUAUUUAUAUACAUAUAUGAUAUGACUGUGAUGUUUCUCAAACCUUACCUAGAAAUAAGGUUUUAAAAUAUCUGCCGCUUCAAUAUAUAACUGAGCUGAAUGUCAUUUGUUCGUGUUGGAGCAUUUACAACAACCGAUAACUGAAAACGAGUCAGAUCUCACAGAGGAUAGUCGGGUGGAGUUAAAUUGUGACGUUUUUGAAUGGAGUUUGGUUCGACAAGGGUUCCUUCUUGCGCCCGAGUGUAGCUUGACAAAUUAAUCUUUAGUAAAGGCCCACUUGCUUGAUUUUUUAUUUCAACUGCAUCUCAUGGUCUUCAUCAGCGGAUAGGGUUUGCUCAGUUGUCACCAUGUGAACGGAGCUUUUUCAUGCGUGCUGUCACGUCUAAUGAUGAAGACCAUUAGAGGCAGUUGAAAGCCCUGGAAAAGGCUAAUAGGUGGACCUUGAUUAAAGAGUGUAGUGUCGUGUCACGUUGUUUUACCGUCCCAAUAAAAACUGUGGCGUGGGCUGUGAUUUUUGUUCAGAUUCUCAACAGUAAUGAAUCGAUCGAUCGGUUGUUUGAUUGGUCCUUAACACUACGGUUGUUUCUGUCAGUUUGCAGACUGCCUCGUAUUAGAAAGUGUAAAACGGGGUUGAAAACUACAGAUGGAUGUACGACACCACCUCUCCAGUGCCUCAGGUUCUCCUCACAGCAGGACGGUCAGACUAUCAGGCCCACUGCCACCCUUCAGCUGCUUGUGACGAUUAGUUCGAGUAGGACGUUUGUGCUUGUCGGACCUGUAUCCAAACUAAGUGUGUGGCUUUAUCCAGGGCAGCAUGUUUUAAAAAAAAAAAAAAAAAUUCCCCCCAAAAAAAUAGAAGUGACGUCUGUCUGUGAUCCACAAACUUUCAUCCAUAAGCAAAUCCCAUCUGGGUUUUUCUAGUCGUCUUUCAGUUCUCCUUGGACCAAAGGUGUUACAAAUGUGAAUUAUCUUGUCGUUGGUUUUUUUAUUAUUGACAGUAUUCCUUGCACUACACACAGUAUAAAUGUAAGCUGGUUUCUUCUCAUCAUCUCAGAGACAUUCCAUCAUCACUAUAUUUCCAAUUUUAUACAACUUUAAUACAUUUGCUGUCACAGUGUCUUUUGGAGUUGAAAAUUGUGUUAAUUUAUAUUUGUAAAUAUGUUUUUUUUGUUUUGUUUUUUUUUCAUGUGAUAUCUGAUAAUAUCUGGUGCUCAUAUUGGCUUACUAGCUUCAGAUACUUGUAGCCUGUGUGCCUCUCUGCCAUUUUGAAGGUAUUUGAAAUAAACCCUAAGUACCUAAGGGAUAAAAAUGUCCCUGUGUGGAUUCACAUUGCGGCUGCUGUUCACGUCAUCACCAGCAGGUGUCGCUGCAGGGCAGCGAAUGAAGCUUCUGUAUUGACUCGACUGCUGUCACUGUAUUUUUAUCUAAGCAGGGAGUGUCUCGAGAUACAUUCACAUACUGACAGUACACAACGAGAGCGCGUGCACCCAUGGUCAGCAGCAUUGGAAUGUUAAGUAAUUAUAAAUCUGUCCAUCUAAAACAGUUUUACUUGUUUUUAGCCAAAGUCCAAAAAGAAUGAAACCAAUUAAUUAGAAAAACUGAAAGGUUUGACCAAUUAAACUAUAAAUUAAAGGUCAGAGUUUAAAAACCAGCUGCAACAAAAGUGAUUUCACCCUUCAUUAGUGAGAUCCCAUUCGUUUAUAUUCUAAAUAAUUGUAUGUCGGCCUUUACUUUUGAUGGCAGAUUGGAUCCUCCUGGACGUGGAUGACGCCAGUCCACCACAGAUCUGUGGAGAGAUGUUCUGCUUCUUCACAGAUGAGUCUCUUCAGCUGCUCUUUGCUGGACGGGCUUUGUUGAUUUAAAAAUACUCCACAGGUUUUUCUGUUGGAUCCAAGUCAGUUUUACUUCUUUAAAACUCUUGUGUGAUUGUUGCAGUGAGCUUGGGAUCCUCGUCCUGUUGGACAGUUCCUGUCCUGCCGAGCUUCUUCAGACUGGGAGUCGUCUUUUCACUCGGUGUUCAGUAAACCAUCUGUAAAUGUCGUCUCCCCGACGCCACCUGCUCUCACACAGCCCCGUAUCAGCACCGCCGUGUUUCACGGUCGGCACUGUGCGGUCACUGCGUUGGUCCCGACCAGGUCCACGCCAAACCUGCCGGACUCCAUCCGAUCCGAACACGUUUCUUUUGGUUUCUUUUCAUGUUUUUUGGCAAAGUUU